Molecule: messenger RNA, 501 nt
Organism: Lottia gigantea (owl limpet)
Lineage: Eukaryota; Metazoa; Mollusca; Gastropoda; Lottiidae
Exons: 1
Cellular component (GO): nucleus
Source: RefSeq, a predicted model, not a curated record
UGGUUGAUGAAAUCAGAACCGGACACUCGCAUGGAAAAUGGUGUUGAUGUCAAGUUUGGGUUUGAUGACUUAAAGGCUUGCCCUGAUAAAACUUCUUACUGGGAUGGUGUUCGAAACUAUCAGGCACGGAACUUUAUGAGAGAUCAAAUGAAAGUAGGAGACAAAGUGUUUUUCUAUCACAGCAAUACCAAAGUUCCUGGAAUAGUUGGAGUGUGUUCCAUUUCCAGAGAAGCUUACCCAGAUCAUACCCAAUUUGAUAAGAAAAGUUCCUACUAUGAUGCUAAAUCAGAUGAGAAAAGUCCUAGAUGGUUAAUGGUAGAUGUGAAAUAUGAAUACGACCUAAAGAGAUAUAUUUCCCUUCAUGAAUUGAAAGAAAUUCAUCAAGAUCACAAGGCCAAUGGUGGUCCAUUACAAAAUAUUGCUUUAUUUACUAAAGCUAGGCUGUCAGUACAACCAGUCAGUGAAGAAGAAUGGGACUUCAUAAUAAAACUUUCAGAAAAA